AUGCCCACCCUCGCCAUCACCGGCGCCUCGGGCAAGCUCGGCGGCGCCGUCCUCCGCAACCUCCUCUCCCACGACCUCUCCCCGCCCGCCUCCAUCGUCGCCACCACCUCCGGCUCGCCCGACGACUCCCCCCGCUGGCAAGCCCUCAAAGACCGCGGCGUCGCCGUCCGCCACGCCAGCUACGAUGACCCCGCGUCCAUGGAGGCCGCCUUCCGCGGCUGCACCCGCCUCCUCCUCGUCUCCACCCCACGCAUCGGGAUGGACUUUGACGACGCCGCCCCCGGCCGCGGCCGCGAGGCCCACCACGUGGCCGCCAUCGACGCCGCGCGCGCCGCCGGGGUGCGCCACGUGUACUACACGUCGCUGGGCUUCGGGUCGGGAGCGGCGGCGGGGGCGGCGGCGGCGGGGUCGGGCAUGAGCGGCAGAAGCAAGGCCGGGGUGAUGCGCGCGCACGACCGGACGGAGGCGUACCUGCGCAGCCUGCCGCCGGCCUCGGACAGCAGCGGCGGCAUCGACCACACGAUCCUGCGCGAAGGCCUGUACAACGAGUCCUGGCCGCUGUAUCUGGGCCACGGCGAGCUGCUGACCGGGGGCGACGAGCGCGAGGAGGUCGUGGUCGCGGGGGACGGGCGGAUCAGCUGGGCGGCGAUUGACGACUUGGGGCUGGCGACGGCGGCGAUCCUGGCCGCCGGCGACGAGGAGCGGGCGCGGCGGUGGGCUGGGGCCACGGCGACGCUGGCGACGACGGCCCCGGUCACGUUGCGGGAGGUGGCGGCUAUGGUGUCAAAGGCCAGGGGGCGGAAGGUCGAGCUGAAGGUCGUGGGCCGCGACGAGCACGAGCGGUACUACGUCGAGCGGCGCGGCGUGGAGGAGGCGUACGUCAAGUGGUGGUCGACGACGUACGACGCCGUGCGUGACGGCGAGUGUGAUCACCAGGAUCCGUUGCUGGAGCGGAUCCUGGCGAGGUUUGGCGGCCGCAAGCCGAAGCCGAUUCGGGAGACGAUAGAGGAGAUGUUUGCGUAA
Molecule: messenger RNA, 1023 nt
Organism: Diplodia corticola
Lineage: Eukaryota; Fungi; Ascomycota; Dothideomycetes; Botryosphaeriales; Botryosphaeriaceae
Product: family transcriptional regulator
Exons: 1
Coding region: 1-1023 (340 amino acids)
Source: RefSeq, a predicted model, not a curated record